Messenger RNA from Eutrema salsugineum, 2550 nucleotides. RefSeq lists its product as uncharacterized. The coding region runs from base 1 to 2550 and encodes 849 amino acids. NCBI's taxonomy places the organism in Eukaryota, Viridiplantae, Streptophyta, Magnoliopsida, Brassicales, Brassicaceae. The transcript is spliced from 4 exons. Gene Ontology annotation, molecular function: RNA-DNA hybrid ribonuclease activity; nucleic acid binding. The record is from RefSeq and is a predicted model, not a curated record.
AUGGCUGAGGGUUGGGGACAGCAAUUCUGUAAUGGGGUUGAAAGAUUUGAGGAAGAAGCCAAGGGAGCCAUUGCAAUUGAGUACUUCACGGACCUUUUUAAGGCAUCUGAUAUUGGGGAUGUGUCGGAAUCUUACAAGCACUUCUGGGGGAUUGCGGGUACCCAUGUGAUGAAUGAGGUCAAACAGUUUUUUGAGAAUGGAAAACUACCGCAGGAAUGGAACCAUACGCAGAUCUGUCUACUUCCAAAGAUCCAGAAUCCGAACAAAAUGACAGAUUUACGACCCAUGAGUCUCUGCUCAGUUACGUAUAAAAUUAUAUCCAAAGUUUUAUGUACGAGACUAAAGCGGUUUCUGCCACAACUGGUAUCUCAAACGCAAGGAGCUUUUGUCGCAGGAAGGCUGAUAUCGGACAACAUUCUCAUUGCACAUGAGAUGAUCCAUGGUCUGAAAACAAACCCAAACUGCAAGGAGGAUUUCAUUGCCAUAAAAACUGAUAUGUCGAAGGCAUAUGACAAAGUGGAAUGGAAAUUUCUGGAGAUAUUGUUUGACAAGAUGGGUUUCGAUCCUCAAUGGUCGGGAUGGAUCAUGGAAUGCAUCCGGUCUGUGUCUUAUACGGUACUGUUAAAUGAGGGAUUGCAUGGGCAUAUUCAGCCUGAGAGAGGCAUUCGUCAAGGGGAUCCGUUGUCUCCUUUUUUGUUCAUUCUCUGUGCUGAGGCGCUAGUUCACGUAAUGAGUCGAGCAGAGCAAGAAGGAAAGAUAACGGGGAUGCGCCUUACAGCGAAUUGUCCACCUAUACAACACCUACUCUUCGCAGAAGAUAGCUUCUUUCUGUGCCGAGCUAAUCUGCGAGAGUGUACAGAGUUUUUAAGAUGCUUAAAGUUGUAUGGAGAUGCUUCUGGUCAACUAAUUAACUUCCAGAAAUCAGCUAUCACCUAUGGGGAGGCUAUAGACCCGUAUCAGUGUUGCCUGAUUUCGAAUCUUCUUGGCAUUGACAAGGAAGGAGGUGAUGGCAAAUACCUGGGGCUGCCGGAAUGUUUUAGUGGAUCCAAGCAGAAACUUUUAGCCUUUAUCGGUGAAAAGUUAAGCAAACGGCUCCAUGGGUGGUAUGCAAAAACAUUAUCGCUUGGAGGUAAAGAGAUACUGCUUAAAUCAAUCGCAAUGGCGCUACCUCAUUAUUUUGGGAAGGAAUUGUUAGAGCGUGGCUUGAUGAAAUCAAUCGGGAAUGGUGUCACUACUCAUGUAUGGAUGGAGAAGUGGAUUUUGGAUGAUCACCCUCGUAGACCAGUGAACCGUGAAAUUUUCAUGGACUUGGAAUUGAAAGUUUCAUCCUUAAUUUCGCCGGAUGGGAAAUGGAUCCCCAACAGAGUUAAUGAGCUUUUUCCUCCAGCUGAUGCGGCGAGAAUCAUGGAUAUGCCGUUGGGAAGAGUAGCAAACCAACAUAUUUGGGCUUACACAAGGGAUGGUGCUUAUUCAGUUAAGAGUGGAUACUGGUUCGCUGCAAACCACCUUGUCCUGCCACAACCUCCAUUAUCACCAUUGGAUGAAACCAGAGUGGCUCUGAAGCAGCGCAUAUGGAAGUUCAGAACAGAACCCAAAAUAAAGUUCUUUCUGUGGCGGGUACUUUCUGAAGCUUUAACGGUGGCAGAAAGGCUAAGCACAAGAGGGAUGCUUUUGGAUAUGACGUGCAAGCUUUGUAAUGAAAAGGAAGAAACAAUCAACCAUGUGCUUUUUAGAUGCCCUGUAGCCCAACAGGUAUGGGAUUUGUCUAACAUACAUCUACCAGUGGAUGGUUUCUCCAACUCACUUGAAGGGAACAUGGGCUUUCUCUUUGAUAUCAUACAAAGACAAGUGGUACCAACAGACCUUAGACAUGCCAUUCCGUGGAUUAUAUGGGGUAUCUGGAAAAACCGGAAUGCAGCAUUAUUUGCAGGUAGUCAUGAGACAAGUGCCAGGGUUCUACAACGCAGUAAGGAGGAGGCCAAUGUUUGGACUGAAGCAAACAAACCUGAGAACUCUGAGGACAUGGGAGAAGCGGGUUAUCGGUUCAUUGAGGAACGAUGGCAGGCACCACCGGCGGGGAGGCUAAAAUGCAACCUUAAUGUACAUUGGAGGAAUGCUCGAUCACAUUGUGGAGGGGCGUGGGUAGUGAGAGAUCAUGAGGGUAAUACAACGUUUCAUGCCCGAGAUGCCUUUUUACGAACGCCUAACCGCAUAACCGGGGAAUUGAAAGGAGUUAUAUGGGCUCUACAGAGCCUGAGAGACCUACGCAUAACCAAUGUAACGAUGGCCUUGGACUGUAAAGAGGCGUAUGCUGCGAUUACAAAACCUGCAGAAUGGCCUAGAUAUCGGAUGCUUACUGAGCAGAUUAACCGGUUGGGGAACGAGCUUAAUGCUAUUGUUUUUGAGCUGGAAUCUGCGAAAUCAAACCACAUAGCUCAGGAAAUUGCGAAAAGUGUGAUCAGGGAUGGAAGAUUGCAGUCUUAUCUAUCCAUUGGAGGUCCAGCUUGGCUCUAUGAAAGGUUAAGACAUGACGCACAAAGAGGCUUCUGA